Molecule: messenger RNA, 948 nt
Organism: Symbiodinium natans
Lineage: Eukaryota; Dinophyceae; Suessiales; Symbiodiniaceae
Source: the annotation of a GenBank genome assembly
AUGGUCCCCACGAAGUCUCGUCUCAGCGACAGCUGGCGGCGCCGCUUUGUCGCUCUGGGUAUCAAGGUGGUGGAGGUUCCCUUGGUGCCACCAAGCACCUCCUUGCUCAAAGCGAUGGUCUCUGAGCGCCGGGAUCUGGAGAAGCAGGGCCUCUUGGAGGUGCUGCAGCCUCUCUCCUACGGCGGGGCGUUCGCCAAGGUGCACGCCUGGGACCAGCUGGGAUACGAGAAAGUACUCCUGCUGGACGGCGACGUGCUAGUCAAAGGAGAUCUAAGUGGCCUCCUGAAGCAGAGACCUGUCAGCGCCUCGAAGGACUUGGCAGAUGCCUUUAACUAUGGCGUCGUUGUGCUUGCGCCUGAUGCAGCAAUCCACGGUGACUUGGUCAAUUUGCUGACGAAUGCCACCGAAGAGGACCUGCGUCGAUACAACAGGAGGAAAGCCAAUGCGGUCGGGCUGUGUGACCAGACGUUGGUGGCUGGGCGCCUGGCCGAGUCUCAGAAGAUCAAUUUCUUGGAGGACAUGCGAAAGUCAUCGCGCCAGAACCCUGCCAAGUGGCUGAUGUCUACCGAGUACAACCUCGUCGUCUCGUACCGGGCCAAAGAGCGUUGCGACCUGCCCGGUGAGCGGAAGAGGGUUGACAAGGCCCGCAUCAUUCACUUUGCCAACAACUGGCUGAAUUUUGAGACCCUGGCAAAGGACCGGGACUCGCCUGGGCGGAUCGAUUCGCCUCGUUGCUACAAGGCUGCCUUCCGCUACUGGCACGACGUGUACCACCACGCUCUGAACCUGACAGACAGGAGAGGUGCAACUGCCGAGCCGGCAUAUGCACCCCUGGAUUUCGAAGCAGACGAUGGACUGGCGACUCCAGAAGAAGUCCAGGCCGUUUUCCUUGACUUCCAAUCCCGGAGCAAGAGCUUUGACAAAGGAGUCCCCGAGCAGGAGCUCUAG